UUGAGACGAGCCGGUGCCCUCUAUGCAGACAGAACAUGCUCCUUUCAAAGAACUCAAGGAAGCUGCAGGAAGGCAAUGAGAAAAUGUGUUGACCAGAACGGACAGAAGCAGCCAGACAACAAUGGAGAACAACACAGGCAAUGGACAGAACGAGACAGAAGUUCUGCCAAAUCUGGAGGUGGUCACUACUGAAUACCAAGUGGUCACUAUCUUUUUGGUUCUCCUUAUUUGUGGGUUAGGCAUUGUGGGCAACAUCAUGGUGGUAUUGGUGGUACUUAGGACAAAGCACAUGAGGACCCCCACUAAUUGUUACCUGGUCAGCCUUGCAGUAGCUGAUCUCAUGGUCCUUGUGGCUGCUGGACUACCCAACAUUACUGAAAGCAUUUAUGGAUUCUGGGUUUAUGGCUACAUUGGAUGCCUCUGCAUUACUUACCUCCAAUAUCUUGGUAUCAAUGCUUCUUCUUGCUCUAUUACUGCCUUCACUAUUGAGAGGUACAUUGCCAUUUGCCAUCCCAUCAAAGCUCAGUUUCUAUGCACUUUCUCCAGAGCCAAAAAAAUCAUCCUUUUUGUCUGGGCGUUCACCUCUGUCUAUUGCAUGCUCUGGUUUUUCUUACUGGAUCUUAAGAGGGAAGUCUACAAAGAAGCCACGGUAGUGUCUUGUGGGUAUAAAGUGUCUCGGAGUUACUACUCUCCAAUUUAUAUGAUGGACUUUGGGAUAUUCUAUGUCAUGCCAAUGAUCUUAGCAACUGUCCUCUAUGGGUUGAUUGCUAGAAUUUUGUUUCUGAGCCCAAUUUCAUCUGACUCUAAAGAAAACUCAGCAACAUGGAAGAAUGAUUUGGUUCUCUCAAGCAAAACCAAAGCAACCAAUAAGAGCAUCAACAGUGCUGUGGCUUCAAGAAGACAGGU
This is a messenger RNA of Thamnophis sirtalis, 906 nucleotides long. NCBI's taxonomy places the organism in Eukaryota, Metazoa, Chordata, Lepidosauria, Squamata, Natricidae. The record is from RefSeq and is a predicted model, not a curated record.